AUGAACGAUAUCAGCGAAGGGGACGACAAUGACAACGAUGACAACGUACCUGGGCCGCCCAAGCGUAGGAACGAUGCAAAAUUGAAGCCUUCUGGCCAUGCUUCAUUACAUUUCUCGCCCAUUGCCUGUUCCACAGCCCAAUUCCCAUGGCAUCAUCCCACCCCAUCUCCAACAAUCACACCUCUGGCUCACACAAGCGCCCCAGAUUGGACAGAUGGGCUGCUGUUCCCCAGAGCCGGUCCCCUCCAGACGACUACAGCUACCACCCAAGCCCCAUCCCCUUCAGCGGAGGCCAAUAGCGAGGGUACAGACAGCACAGGCCACGCGGAUCCUCACACCAACAGCGUCACCCAUCCUCAAGUUCACAAUACGCACCCUUCUUGGGCCAUACCCCUCCACCACCCUCGUUCGUCCCUCUCCAAUCCGACUUCAAUCCGCCCCCACACUCUUCUACUCGUUCCUCGGGUUUUGGACGCCCACCUCCGCCCAAGAGCGCGGGUAGCUCUAUCUCUUCCAAUCACGAUAGCGGAAUGCACACCCACCACCAAUUGCGCUAGGGUCCUCCCAGUGGCGGGGGUAGUGGUGGAGAUGGAGGCCGACAACGAGCUUUUCGCUGCUUUUAUUGAUGGGAACGAACCUUCAGGCGGUGGGAGACCAAACACUGGUGGAACGGGUUUGGACUGGCUUGUCCACGGACCAGCCUCGAAUGCACCUAAUCCAGUACCCAACCCGCCUCCCUCAUCUUCAUCUACACCCUCAGUUGGAGCCAACAAGUCGGGAAACGGGGGAGGCAACUGGCUGGACUUACUCUCUGGCAAUUACCCUACUACUCCAUCUGGCAACCUCGGCAACACGGGCACGUCCUGGGAGCGUGGAGACCGCGUUUCUGGUGGUGGUCACUGA
This is a messenger RNA of Laccaria bicolor S238N-H82, 903 nucleotides long. RefSeq lists its product as uncharacterized. Lineage: Eukaryota; Fungi; Basidiomycota; Agaricomycetes; Agaricales; Hydnangiaceae. The transcript is spliced from 3 exons. The record is from RefSeq and is a predicted model, not a curated record. Bases 1 to 903 code for a protein of 300 amino acids.